Messenger RNA from Anolis carolinensis (green anole), 2370 nucleotides. It is a transcript of the gene lhx6, whose product is annotated as LIM homeobox 6. Gene Ontology annotation, biological process: forebrain neuron development; neuron differentiation; regulation of transcription by RNA polymerase II. Lineage: Eukaryota; Metazoa; Chordata; Lepidosauria; Squamata; Anolidae. Gene Ontology annotation, cellular component: nucleus. Gene Ontology annotation, molecular function: RNA polymerase II transcription regulatory region sequence-specific DNA binding; DNA-binding transcription factor activity, RNA polymerase II-specific. The record is from RefSeq and is a predicted model, not a curated record.
CCGCUUUGGGACCAAGUGUGCGCGGUGUGGGCGCCAGAUCUUUGCGAGCGACUGGGUGCGGCGUGCGCGGGGCAACGCGUACCACCUGGCGUGCUUUGCGUGCUUCUCGUGCAAGCGGCAGCUCUCCACCGGGGAGGAGUUCGGCCUGGUCGAGGAGAAGGUCCUCUGCCGCAUCCACUACGACACCAUGAUCGAGAACCUCAAGCGCGCCGCCGAGAACGGGAACGGCAUCACCUUGGAAGGGGCUGUCCCGUCGGAGCAGGACAGCCAGCCCAAGCCGGCCAAAAGGGCCCGGACCUCCUUCACGGCGGAGCAGCUGCAGGUCAUGCAGGCCCAGUUCGCUCAGGACAACAACCCGGACGCGCAGACCCUGCAGAAGCUGGCGGACAUGACGGGGCUGAGCAGGAGAGUCAUUCAGGUUUGGUUUCAGAACUGCCGUGCGCGGCAUAAAAAGCACACGCCGCAGCACCCGGUGCCGGCCUCGGGAGGGCCCCAGCCCCGCCUGCCCUCGGUGCUGCCCGAGGACCUCCACUUCUCCCCCUUCAGCAACCCCGAGAGGGCCCGCAUGGUCACGCUCCACAGCUACAUCGAGAGCCAGGUACAGUGUGGGCAAAUGCACUGCCGCCUCCCGUACGCCGCCCCACCUGUGCACCUCAAGGCCGACAUGGAAGGGCCCCUCGCCAGCCGGGGGGAGAAGGUCAUCCUCUUCCAGUACUGACGUCCGGUGCUCCUCCCGACCUCUGGGCGAUUGUGUCGGCGGUGAUGCUGCUGCUCUUGGAUGACCACUGUCCCGGGCGUCUGGACCUCGCAGCCGGUCGUUGGUCUUCGCGACUGCCGUCUCCCCAGUCCCGUGCUGUGUUCAGUGAGCAAAGACAUCAAGGCGGAAGCAGCAACAACACAACCUACAAGCCCUGAGGAAGCGAGGAAGCGAGGAAGGGGGACUUGUGACGGUCAAGCCGAGGAGAGGCCGCCCGCCGACCCCUUGACCCCAUCACAGAAAGAAACUGAGCGGCCGAAGCCCUGACAUCCGUCCGUUGGUCAGUCUCUUCAGACCUGGGAGCGAAACCCUUACAAUUGGUAGCAGAGGGGUCAUUUCUCAAACUCUUCUCAACUCCAAGGGUCUUUUGCCCCCCUUCUGUCUAUAGGGUCUAUAGGGGAAGGAAAGAAAGAGUGGGGAGAGGGAUUCAAAUCAUCAGGACCCAGGUCAGGACAGAGCAGCCCAGAGACAGAUGGAGGGCCAAUUGGGGAACGUGCAACGAUAGUUAGCAGAGGCAUGUGGCAUCCAGAUUCCACCUGAACGUUAGGAAGAACUUCCUGACCGUAAGGAGAGAUGUUCAGCAGUGGAACUCCCCGCCUCGGAGUCUGGUGGAGGUUUUGAAGCAGAGGCAAGGUGGCCAUCUGUCAGGGCUUAGCAGGCAUGGGCCAACUCCAGGUGUUUUGGACUCCAACUCCCACCAUUCCCAACAGGCUAUCCCUCAAAGUCCAGUGAAUGUUAUCAAAUGCCUUCUCUGCAUCCAAGAGCAUCCCAGUGAAUGUUAUCAAACGCUUUCUCUGCAUCUACCCGGGUUGGUGUCAUACUAGGAAUCAACUGGGUUACAGCAGCGUUUUUCAACCUGGGGGUCGUGAGAGGGGUCUCAGGGGGGUCACCGAAGACCAUCUGACAACACACAUUUCUGAUUCUUAGGAACUCAAAUCCCUCCGGUAUUUUCUGUUGGUCGUGGGGGUUCUGUGUGGGAAGUUUGGCCCAAUUCUAUCCUUGGUGGGGUUCAAGGGGCUCUUUGAUUGUAGGUGAACUAUAAAUCCCAGCAACUACAACUCCCAAAUGUCAAGAUCUAUUGUCCCCAAACUCCACCAGUGUCCACAUUUGGGCAAAUUGAGUCUAUUUGUGCCAGGUUUGGUCCAGGGAAUGAAAAUACAUCCUGCCUAUCAGAUAAUUACCUUACGAUUCAUACAGUUAUGAACAUAAUUUUACGGUUGGAAGUGUCAUCACAACAUGAGGAACUGCAUUAGGGAGGUGGAGAACAACGGGGUUCCAGGGACGAGUCCUGGCUGCAGGUCGCUUCCCCAAAAGUCUGGGGCCCGGCGGAAGGGGAACGGGCCGGUUGUUUUGUUCGUAGCGUGUGUUGCGAUUGUGCAUGUCCUUGGCCACAGCGGCGAAAACUAUACCUUUCCUGAAGAGUGGAUAUUUAUUUUGAUGAGAGAUUGAAAGAGCGAGAGAGAGCGAGAGAGAGUGACUGAAUGGGUGCGAAACGUAAAGCACUUUCCGAGCCGUAAAAAAACCCGACGUCUGCUUUUGUUUUGGUUUUUUCGUUACCCGUGCUUUGUAAACGUCUCAUUUGUGUAAUAAAUAAAAGUUAUCGCAAGCUCAAA